UGUCCGUCGCUCUUCCUCUCACUCUGCCUCUUCUCCUGACUCGUGGAAUGCUUAACCUGGACUGAUGGACAUUUCCGAACUUUGCAUCCCAGACCCUCUCAGCUAUCAUAACCAGCUGCUCAAUAGAAUGGCUGCAGAUGACCGGCACCUGCCUUCCAGCUGUGGGUCCUACAUCAAGACGGAGCCAUCGAGCCCCUCGUCGGUCAUCGACACAGUCAGCCACCACAGCCCCAGCGGCAACUCGGAUGCCAGCGGUGGCUACGUCAGUGCCAUGAACAGCCACUCCAACGGCCUGGACUCUCCGCCCAUGUUCACGCCCGGCGGGCUCGGGGGCGGGGCCUGCCGCAAGCGCUACGAUGACUGCUCCAGUACCAUUAUGGAGGACUCACCCAUUAAGUGCGAAUAUAUGUUGAACUCCAUCCCCAAGAGGCUGUGCCUGGUCUGUGGAGACAUUGCCUCGGGAUACCACUAUGGAGUGGCCUCCUGUGAGGCCUGCAAAGCCUUUUUUAAAAGGACAAUACAAGGCAACAUUGAAUACAGCUGUCCAGCUACAAACGAGUGUGAGAUCACCAAGCGGAGACGCAAGUCCUGCCAGGCGUGCCGCUUCAUGAAGUGUCUCAAAGUGGGCAUGCUGAAGGAAGGUGUGCGUCUGGACCGUGUGCGCGGUGGCCGGCAGAAAUACAAGCGGAGGAUGGACGCAGAAAACAAUGCCUAUCUGGGCCUUGCGCUGCCACCCCCUGCCAAAAAGCCAUUGACAAAGAUUGUGUCCCACUUGCUGGUGGCAGAGCCAGAGAAGAUCUAUGCCAUGCCAGACCCCACCAUGCCCGAGAGUGACAUCAAGGCCCUGACAACUCUGUGCGACUUAGCUGACCGUGAGCUGGUGGUCAUCAUUGGCUGGGCCAAGCACAUUCCAGGCUUCUCCAACCUGUCUCUGGGGGACCAGAUGAGUCUACUGCAGAGCGCCUGGAUGGAGAUCCUCAUCCUGAGCAUCGUGUUCCGCUCGCUGCCCUACGAGGACGAGCUGGUGUACGCGGAGGACUACGUCAUGGACGAGGAGCACUCCCGCCUCACGGGUUUGCUCGACCUCUACGUGUCCAUCCUGCAGCUGGUGCGCAGGUACAAGAAGCUCAAGGUGGAGAAGGAGGAGUUUGUCACCCUCAAGGCCAUCGCUCUCGCCAACUCGGACUCCAUGCACAUAGAGGACGUGGAGGCGGUGCAGAAGCUCCAGGAUGCCCUCCAUGAGGCGCUGCAGGACUACGAGGGCGGGCAGCAUGCUGAGGACCCACGGCGGGCUGGCAAGCUGCUCAUGACGCUGCCCCUCCUCCGGCAGACCGCCACCAAGGCCGUACAGCACUUCUACAGCAUCAAAGUGCAGGGCAAGGUGCCCAUGCACAAACUCUUCCUGGAGAUGCUGGAGGCCAAAGUGUGAUGGAGAGCCAGGCAGCAGCCAGAGGGCGGAGGGGGCGGAGCUCAGGCACAGAGGGACACGGGGGACGCUGCUGACUGGCAGCACAGGUCACAGACUGCUCUUUCUUGGAUUCAAGACAUUUUUAAAAAGCUUAAAAAAUGAAAACAAAUGCAACCUGGGUAAAA
Molecule: messenger RNA, 1593 nt
Organism: Scleropages formosus (Asian bonytongue)
Lineage: Eukaryota; Metazoa; Chordata; Actinopteri; Osteoglossiformes; Osteoglossidae
Gene: esrrb
Product: estrogen-related receptor beta
Exons: 7
Coding region: 65-1429 (454 amino acids)
Biological process (GO): regulation of DNA-templated transcription
Cellular component (GO): nucleus
Molecular function (GO): sequence-specific DNA binding; steroid binding; nuclear steroid receptor activity
Source: RefSeq, a predicted model, not a curated record